Dermacentor silvarum is the source of this 1127-nucleotide messenger RNA. RefSeq lists its product as uncharacterized. Bases 16 to 582 code for a protein of 188 amino acids. The record is from RefSeq and is a predicted model, not a curated record. Lineage: Eukaryota; Metazoa; Arthropoda; Arachnida; Ixodida; Ixodidae. The transcript has a single exon.
AGGUUCAGCAGAGCUAUGACAUGGAAUGCCCUUGUUAACAAUCUUUCUCAAACACUUUCUAGAAUCAUCAGAAUUACUUCACUUAACAGGCAUAUUUUACCUACCAAAACUAAGAUUACUUUGUAUGAUAAUUUUUUUUAUUUCCAUGUAAGCUAUUGUCUCCUUGUCUGGGGCAACACAACGGUGUCUAACAUUCUAAAACUGCAAACCUUGCAAAACAAAAUGCUCCAUGUGAUUGUCAAUGGGUUGUAUGAUUUGCCCACUAGGCAUGUUUACCUACAUUAUAAUAUUGUACUUACCAACAAAUUAUUUGACUGCAGAUUUGCAUGCUGUUAUAACACAAUAACAGGAAAAAAUGAUUCAUUUAUUUCUCAAAUUCUUCCACUUACAUGUCGCCACUCAUCAUAUGAGUACAGAGUACAGAGUCAUUUUGUAUUACUGAUGUGUAGAACUAGCUAUUGGUUUUUUAUGUUAAGCUAUAUUGUGCCAAAGUUCUUGAAUACCUUAUUCCAUGACCAACUAAAUACUAUGUCUUUGUCUGCCAUCCUGAAGAGCUUUAUUCAACAAUCUAUGGUACUGUGAUGUCAAGAGCUUGCAUGUUAACUUACAUUGUACCACUCUGUGUUAUAGCUUUACAAUUACUUGCAUUAAUUAUUAUUGCCGAUUAUGAGACAGAAGUCUUUUCUGACAAUCUUGUUCUUGAUAAGUGCGUAUAGACUUGUACUCAAUUUUGCCCAGUGGUUGUUUUUUACCUUGUGCCUACCGCUGACUUGUAGGGGUAGAGGCCCGCCAAGCAGUGUAUAAUUCGCUGCUUUUUUCUCACCAUCCCCAGUUUGUUUGUAUGUACAAACUGAAAUAAAAGACUUGGCUUGACAAGGAGAGCAAGCUACGUCAGCAUUAUAUUGUCUCUGCAAUAGGCAUUUUACUUUCCUAGACUGUGCCAUCAUACAUUUUUCACUGAGAAAACUGCUUUUCCAGUCCAGCAUUGUAACGGAUAACCUGUGCUUCUGAUUCAUGAUGCGUGAGAUUGACAUGCACUGCACUUGUGCAUGGCAUUUAACCGGAACAUGGGCAUAUUGUGGACCUGGGCAGUGCGUGUAUAUCAUUUAAGCAUUUCCAAUGUUGAA